Messenger RNA from Diversispora eburnea, 388 nucleotides. The record is from the annotation of a GenBank genome assembly. Lineage: Eukaryota; Fungi; Glomeromycota; Glomeromycetes; Diversisporales; Diversisporaceae.
AUGCCAUUAACAAAGGUUCUAAGAGCAGAAAGUGAUUUUUGUGCAUCUUCUGAAGAAAGUGUAUAUUCUGAAGAAAGUGAAUAUGAUUCAGAUGGAUAUUUGGAACCAUAUAUAGGCAAUUCAACUGCAACUUAUUAUCGUAAAUAUGGUCCUCAUGGAAAAUUUACUGUAGCAUCAGAGAAGACAAAUUCUCUUACAAAUUUUUUUAAACCCAUUAAUUUGGACGAUAAUGAAGAUAAAAUUAAUGAAACUGUUUCUUUUAUUAGAAUGGAUAGUGGAUAUAAUGAAAGCGAUGAAAUAAGUGAGUAUAAUGAAGCAAGUGAAAUGGGUAGACAUACCGGAAUGGAUAGGGAAACAGGUAGACAUGAUAGAAUUGAUAGUGAAACGA